GCAAACACAUGUCAAAACAAACCAUUUCCAUGUCCACUUCAAAAGGGCGCGCUCCCUACUGUGACUGGACAAGCAAAGAAAAUCAACACUCUCUCAACUCAAGUCCAUUCAAGAGCUAAGUUGACGUCACCAUAAAACAAUUCUCACUUCAUUAAGGAAUAAAUGUUUUAUUUAUGCGCGCGCUUAUCAGCACUUUAUCAGAGAUACGCUUUUUUUAAUUAUUGGCGAUGCCAAAGCUGCUGCAUGCUGGAAUGCUUGAGCCACAAACACUACUUAGAACCAAAUAUGUGGGAGUAACGGACGGCAACGCAAUUUAAUUUAGCGUAAUAAUUGAAAAUCAAGAGCGCAAAUGAGCGAUUAAGGCUUAAGUGGAUCUACGAGCUGUUGUUGUUAUUGCUGUUAAGUAUGUUACAGCGUUUAUGGUGAUCGCGUGAGGAAGUGCGGCGGGUAGCCUGCUGUGCGCAUAUCCGCAAAGUAAGUACCAAAGCAAAUGUGGAAGCAAGGAAGAGAGGAAAAAGAAAAUAUGCCAAUCUUAAGACAGCACAAAGAAUUUUCACAGCUCGUUCCAGUUGUGGUCAAAUAUUUAGACUUUUGUUGUGUGCGGUAAACUCCUACAAGCGCAUAGGCAUGUCCCUGUACACAGCAUUAUUGUUGUUGUACACAUAAUUACAUAUGCUUACAUACAAACAUACAUAGUUUAUGGUCAAUUUGUCGCCACUAACGACUUAAUUCAUUUCACAGACAAUUCGCCACCACAAUGUACUCUCACCGCAUCUCACUCGCAUAUCCAGGGCUACUGUUGAUGCUCAGAUUAUUAAUUUUAAAGCGGCACACUAACGGCACUACAACUAUAUUUAUAUGUAUGUAGACGACUGCGGAAUGGGCGGUGCAGAAGGAAAUUGCUGAAAUAAGAGAUCAGCGUUGAUCAUUAACUCAUUGGUUAAAAAAUAAUGUGCGCACACAAGUGCACAUUCGUAAGCGUUGAAGACCGGCUGUGCGUUGAAAGUGGAAAACAUUGAAAAGAACAUCGCCAUGACGAGCGGACGCGCAUUUCUAUCGUUCGCCUACAAUUAGUUGCCAACUAAUUGUCCCGCAGUGUCAAUUAACUCGACUGGAAGUGAAAUUUUACAGAGCAUUUCAAUUUAUGUGCAAAAUAAUAUGCAUAUAUACUUAAUGUAUUGAUAAAUAGAAUUGAAACAAUUCAUCAAUUAAUAAAUAAAAACUGUGCUCAAUAAAAAAGUGGCUUCUCAAUACUUAAAAAUUGUAAAAAUUAUCAUAGUAAUUCUUCUAAAACUAUUCUUCGGAAUUAUGGAUUAUGAAUUAUUGCACAACUAUCCAUUGAUGCUGGAUAUGCUGUGUGAGCCGCAGAGCAUUAGUCCUGCGCACUCGGAUGUGUCCAACGGCAGCGAAUCGGGCAAGCCACGACAAGAAGUAAAUGCACGAGAACGUAGUCGUACACAAAGGUUUGUUAAUUCCGCCUUUACAACACUGCGCAGCUUGAUACCGACCGAACCGUGUGAUCGUAAAUUAUCAAAAAUCGAAAUAUUGCGUCUGGCUAAGAGUUACAUAGCGCAUCUAGAUGCCGUUAUUAUGACGGGCAAUAGCGACAGACCGUGUGCAAAUUAUACCAGUCAACUUCGAUGCGAAAAUAUGAUGUCCAGCGACAAACCCAGAUCAACCAUCUGCACAUUUUGCGCGACUUUGAGCACAAAUAAAAGUUAGGACGGUGCAACCGAGCGAUUUUAAAGUGCAUAAAUCGAAGUAAAUAUUUAUAAGUAUACAUGCUUAGAUUAAAAAAUUGCUCAUGUAUCACACAUUUGGUAUAUGUGUACAUAUAUAGAUAUGUACUAUGUAUAUAGUGGAAGAAAUCCGAGCUUAUUUUUAAUGUAUUUUUUAUUAUAAUGAAUAAAAUAAUAGUACUAAAGUGGGA
Messenger RNA from Bactrocera dorsalis (oriental fruit fly), 1930 nucleotides. RefSeq names its product transcription factor 15. The transcript is spliced from 3 exons. The record is from RefSeq and is a predicted model, not a curated record. The coding region runs from base 1309 to 1722 and encodes 137 amino acids. Gene Ontology annotation, biological process: developmental process; regulation of transcription by RNA polymerase II. Lineage: Eukaryota; Metazoa; Arthropoda; Insecta; Diptera; Tephritidae. Gene Ontology annotation, molecular function: RNA polymerase II transcription regulatory region sequence-specific DNA binding; protein dimerization activity; DNA-binding transcription factor activity, RNA polymerase II-specific.